UUUUUUUUUGUAGAAGUAGUUGUAAAUAUUAUUAUUUACUACAUUUAAUAAUAGUUCUCUUUAAAUAAUCAUGCCUCAUAUAUUGAGAUAUAAACAAGAGUAUUAAUGAAAAAUUCAUAAAACAUAUAAUUAUCUGUGCUUCAUUAAAUUAUUAUAAUUUAAAAGUACAAUGGUAGUUAAUAAUAGACAUAAGACCAAUAUUUUAAGCACAUUUUCAACUAAUGAAAAUGAUAUCAAUGAUGAAAAUUUACAAAUUUUAAAUUUGAAUGAUGAUCAAUCAAACACAAUUAAACAUUCAUGGCAGUAUACAGUUCAAUUGAAUCCCAUCACAUUUUAUGAUGAAAAUAUAGGAGUACAGAUUCAUUCAGAGGAACAAGUUUGGAAGGAAACUCGGUAUAUACUUUUGUAUAAAAAAGUGCUUGGUAUAUUAAAUAAACUCACUUGGGUAAAUUUCAAUGAACUGCUAAUAAAGUUCCAAGAAUUGCCAAUUGAAAAUAAAGAAUGUCUUGAAAAUAUUGCUACAAUAGUUGCAUUCAAAGCAUUUGAUGAACAUUCAUUUGGCUCACUGUAUGCUGCACUUUGCAAAGCUCUUAAUAUAAGAAUUACUCUUCAAAAUAAUAACGGUGCAUUUGAAAUUACAUUUAAAAGAUGUGUUAUUAAUGUAUGUCAAAACUAUUUUCAAAAUGAGUGUAUGGAUUAUAUUAACACAAAUGAUACUUCAAUAGAACAUGAACAAGUAAAAAAACGACAAAAAUUACGUACAAUAGGUUGCCUUAGGUUUAUUGGAGAACUAUUUAGAAAAUCACUGCUUCCUCCAUCAGUUGUUCAUUAUUGUAUCAGUAUGUUGCAAAAAAAAAAAGAUGAAAAACAUCUAGAGUAUAUCUGUAAUCUCUUAAGAGUAGCUGGGAAAGAAUUAAAUGAAAAGAUUAAUUUGAGAGACAUAUUUAACUAUUUGGAAUACUUAACAUCUGAAGAUAUGAGAUCUAAAAUAUCACCAAGAAUCAGAUUUUUUAUUAAAGAUGUACUUGAGAUGCAACUUAAUAGUGUACAAAGUCAGAAGUCUAAUUAACCUAUUAUGCAUCAUGAUAAAAUAUAUUAUUUUGUAAUAAUAUAUUACAAAAUUAAUUUUGAAAUAAUUGUAUUUUAUAUUUUAUAAUUAAAGAUAAAAAUUGACUGUGAUAUUUA
Daktulosphaira vitifoliae (grape phylloxera) is the source of this 1185-nucleotide messenger RNA. RefSeq lists its product as uncharacterized. Gene Ontology annotation, cellular component: eukaryotic translation initiation factor 4F complex. Gene Ontology annotation, molecular function: translation initiation factor activity; mRNA binding; protein binding. The record is from RefSeq and is a predicted model, not a curated record. Bases 170 to 1069 code for a protein of 299 amino acids. NCBI's taxonomy places the organism in Eukaryota, Metazoa, Arthropoda, Insecta, Hemiptera, Phylloxeridae. The transcript has 8 exons.